Molecule: messenger RNA, 2315 nt
Organism: Paecilomyces variotii
Lineage: Eukaryota; Fungi; Ascomycota; Eurotiomycetes; Eurotiales; Thermoascaceae
Product: glutamyl-tRNA synthetase
Exons: 2
Coding region: 93-2216 (707 amino acids)
Biological process (GO): translation; glutamyl-tRNA aminoacylation
Cellular component (GO): methionyl glutamyl tRNA synthetase complex; cytosol; cytoplasm
Molecular function (GO): glutamate-tRNA ligase activity; ATP binding
Source: RefSeq, a predicted model, not a curated record
CCACUACGCCCCGUGGAUCUGCUGUCUUAUCAACGAAACCUACUUGUCGAGACAUAAGACUUCGAAGUCAACUUUGUUUGAGGCCGAACUAAAUGGCCGUUCUUACGAUUGCCUCAAGGGCAAAUGGUGCCCUUGUCCUUCCUGCGAUGCUUGCAGCAUCACACAUCAAGCAGAGCAACCCUCAUGAUGGAUUUGUGCUUGAGUGCAAAGAUGUGGAGUCACCAGGAAAGGGGAACGAGAAAGUGAUACUUACAACGAACAAUGGCGAUGCCAUCGUUCAUGGAUCCGUCUUGCUAUACUUGCUAGACAAAAGCGUACUUCCUAGAGGAGUAAAUAGAAAUGAGGUCGAUGAAUGGCUGCAUCGUUCUGCGGAUUUUGCAGUUCCCAACUUCAAAUCCUUGGAACAACCCAUGAAGGAGUUGGAAUCGCACCUCGCAUUACGUUCUUACGUUGUUGGCUACUCACUGACCUUGGCCGACCUUGCUGUCUGGGGUGCUCUUCGUGGGAACAGAGUGGCUACCAACCGUCGAAACUACGUCAAUAUAAGCCGUUGGUUCGAGUUCAUCGAAGUCACUAAUCCUUGGAUUGUGGCUGUCGUUGCAGAUCUCAGCAAUGCUGCGCGACAGAAAAAGGCUGCAGCGAGUGCAGCCGGUGGAAGCUAUAAUAUUGGCCUGAGAAACACCGAAAACGGGAUCGUUACUAGGUUUCCCCCAGAGCCCUCCGGGUAUCUUCACAUUGGUCAUGCGAAGGCAGCUUUGCUAAAUGACUAUUUCGCCCACGAAUACCUCGGUGCUGAGUCACGCGGUGUCCUUAUCUGUCGAUUUGACGAUACUAACCCCACCCGCGAAUCUGCGGAGUUCCAGGAUUCAAUCGUGGAAGAUUUGGCAUUACUUGGAAUCCAACCUGAUCGAAUCUCCUAUUCCAGCGACUAUUUCCAGCAGAUGUAUGAAGGUUGUGUGAAGCUUAUUCGCCUUGGCAAGGCAUAUGCAGACAACACACCGAAGGAAGUUAUGGGGGAGCAAAGGGGAAAAGGAAUUCCCAGUGCAUGCCGGGAUAUGAGCGUUGAGGAUAGCCUUGCCCAGUUUGAAAAGAUGAAGGCUGGUUCGGCCAUGGAAUGGUGCAUUCGUGCUAAGAUCUCCGUUGAUAACCCAGUGAAAUGUCUGCGUGACCCAGUCAUUUAUCGCUGCAAUCUCCAGCCUCACCACCGAACUGGAACAACUUGGAAGAUCUAUCCGACAUAUGAUUUCUGUGCUCCCUUUCUUGAUUCUCUUGAGGGAGUCACGCAUGCUCUCCGGACCAAUGAGUAUCGGGACCGGAAUCCACAAUAUGCCUGGAUCCAGGAGGCUCUUGGCAUUCGUCCCGUGGAUAUUUGGGAUUUCUCGCGCCUCAACUUCGUCCGAACUGUGCUUUCAAAGCGAAAGCUUACCGUCUUAGUUGAUAAGGGUGUUGUCUGGGGAUGGGACGAUCCUCGAAUGCCCACUGUUCGUGGUAUACGGCGUAGGGGAAUGACAGUCCCCGCACUUCGAGAGUUCAUCUUGAAACAAGGGCCGAGUCAAAACGUGAUCAAUCUUGAUUGGACUUCGUUCUGGGCUACCAAUAAAAAGUACAUUGAUCCGAUUGCCCCCCGAUACACAGCUAUUCCCAAGCACAAUGCCGUUAUAGCAACUGUCAAUGGGAUUGAUGAGACCAGCUCUUUGGAUAAGCCAAAGCACAACAAAAAUGCCGCCUUGGGUACGAAAAAGGUCUUCUUUUCUAAAGAGAUCCUCCUAAGCCAGGAAGAUGCUACAUCAUUCAAAGUGACUGAGGAAAUCACACUCAUGAACUGGGGGAAUGCGAUCAUUACAAACAUUUCAAGAGAUGAAUCUGGAAUUGUAUUGGGAUUGACAUUAAACCUUCACCUCGAAGGCGACUUCAAGAAGACGGAGAAGAAGGUGACUUGGCUGGCAAAAGAAACAGUCAAUAUGAUUCCUGUCGAUCUGGUCGACUUUGACUACUUAAUCAGCAAGGAUAAGCUUGAGAAAGAGGAUGACCUCUUUUCAUUCGUUACGCCAAAGACUGAAUUUCGGACCAAAGCCUGGGCCGACUGCAAUGUUGCGAACCUUGCUAAAGAUAGCAUCAUUCAGUUUGACCGCAUCGGUUACUUUCGGGUCGACCAAGGAUAUCAGGAAGGUAAACCAGCUGUUCUUUUCAACAUCCCGACUGGGAAAGGCGUUUGAAUACAGUGAUUCACCGCACGGUAUUAUUCCAGAUGCAGUUAUUUGUUUUUCCUAUCUUUAUACUUGGCCUCUCUCGGUACCAAAAUGUUAGAAAGCCUU